AUGGGUAUUAGCCGUGAUAGCCGUCAUAAACAUCGAGCUACUGGUGGUCGUAGACCUAUAACAGUUAAGAAGCGUAAAUAUGAGUUGGGACGUCCUGCUUCAAAUACAAAGCUUGGAUCACCACGUAUAAGAGUAGUUCGUUGUCGUGGUGGAAAUAAGAAGUUUAGAGCUUUACGUUUGGAUAGUGGUAAUUAUUCUUGGGGAUCACAAGGUAUUUCAAGAAAGACCCGUAUUUUAGAAGUAGUUUAUAAUGCCUCUAAUAAUGAAUUAGUUAGAACUAAGACUUUGGUUAAGAAUGCCAUAGUUGUUAUUGAUGCUACUCCAUUCCGUCAAUAUUAUUUACAACAUUAUGGUGUAGAAUUAGGAAGACGUAGAAACAAAUCAGAUGAUAUUACAGAUUCCCGUGCUGAUAUUCAAAGUGGAAGUAGGCAUGUUUUGGCUACUAAGAAGGCACGUCUUGAUAAUAAUGUUAUUGAUCCUCUUGUAGAAGAACAAUUUACAAUUGGUAGAUUAUUAGCUUGUAUUUCUUCACGUCCAGGUCAAUGUGGUCGUUGUGAUGGUUACAUUCUAGAAGGUAAAGAGCUUGAAUUUUACAAAAGGAAACUUGAAAAGAAAAAAGCUGCUAAAUAAGUUACUAUCUAGAAAUAACUAGUAGACUUUUACAUUAAUUUUAAUUAUUUU
This is a messenger RNA of Cryptosporidium muris RN66, 681 nucleotides long. Its product is annotated as 40S ribosomal protein S8, putative. The record is from RefSeq and is a predicted model, not a curated record. The transcript has a single exon. Gene Ontology annotation, cellular component: cytosolic small ribosomal subunit; ribosome. Lineage: Eukaryota; Apicomplexa; Conoidasida; Eucoccidiorida; Cryptosporidiidae. Gene Ontology annotation, molecular function: structural constituent of ribosome. Bases 1 to 630 code for a protein of 209 amino acids. Gene Ontology annotation, biological process: translation; maturation of SSU-rRNA from tricistronic rRNA transcript (SSU-rRNA, 5.8S rRNA, LSU-rRNA).